Molecule: messenger RNA, 2152 nt
Organism: Wyeomyia smithii (pitcher-plant mosquito)
Lineage: Eukaryota; Metazoa; Arthropoda; Insecta; Diptera; Culicidae
Product: ERC protein 2-like
Exons: 5
Coding region: 867-1598 (243 amino acids)
Source: RefSeq, a predicted model, not a curated record
GUAUUUACCUGGAGGGUUCUUUUUCUAAAAUGAUUUUCCAGUCGAGAAUUAUUAAAUAUUAAAGAUUUCUCGCAAAAAUGAUUCUUGUGACAGUUGAAGAUCCUCUGCCCUUAGUCAGGCUCACGACGAAGAAGGAACUGGAUGCCUGAAAAAGUCAAAUUUAGCUCCAUCUCUCUAAUUUAUUGAUCUUUUUUGUAUGAGUCACCAAAGAAAAAAAUCUCAAAUUUUCAAACUCCUGUCUUAGAUACCACACUGUAGAUAGGUGUAGGUAAUCAAAUUUAUAUCAAAAUGUGUAUGUAGCAUUGUAGACAUGUAUCUCUCUUUUACUUAGUUCCUAGUAAAUACAAAUUCCCACAGCAAUAGCAAUUUAGCAGACAUGUUGUCCCUGUGCUCAGGUAUUGACUUUCUUGAGGAAUCCCAAAAAUAAUGCCAGCAGUUUAACCACCCCCGGAAGGGUGGAAUAACAAAAAGCGCACGGUCGCCAUGUGGCAACCGCAUAAACAAGCCCUAUUCGGUACCGCCUGCAAGCAGAGAUUGCUCCAGAUAUCAUUCCUGUGCUGUCUGUUGGUCGAAGCUAGUCGUGUAAUAAUACUCUUCUAUCCAACCGGAUAACUUAGCGUUUGACACUAAUUUGGUGUAUCGGAUCGGUGUCAUCAUGGCGUUAGCAGAUAGUAGGCAUUGACUUGGAGACUUUGGUGUAAAAGUGUCUACUGCGUGACGACGGGCGUUCAAAUGUGAUUCGUUGCGAAAUUAAGUGGGGUUUAAGUGUUGAAUGAUUUUGCAAGAAGUUGGGCGGUUUAUCAAGUGCCCGUGGUAUACGCAAACCAAUCCGUUCGUAUAGAGGAUAACAGCCAGAAAGACAAGCUAUGCUCUCACCAGCCAGUUUGGAUGAGAUCAAGGAACGAAUCAGCAAAAAUCAAGAAAAAAUCCACGUGCUGCAGGCAAUCAACAACGUUCUCAAGGAGCGCCAUGAGAUCGAGUCAAACUACAAAAAUUUAGCUCUGAAAUUUCGAGACAUGCAGGAAGAGGAGGCCCACCGGAGGGCGAAGUUUGAUGAAGCCCGUAAAAAGCAGCUGGCGGAGCUGCAAGCCAAGGGCGAGGCCCUCUGCCGGGAGAAGGCUAAACUGCAGCACCAAAUCGAACAUGUGACGUGGCAUCUGGAGGGAUGUCGUCGACAGAGACCCUGUCUGGCUCGGCUGCCGGAGAAUUGUCCCCUCAAGGGGGAGGGAGCCCCAAGCUGUCUACCCCAUUCGCCUGAGAAAUUGAAAAUCAUGGCAAACAUGAAAACCACGGCAGACCACUUGGUGCGAGGCAUUAUGGAUCUGCGGAAGAAGAUCCACAUCGUUCAGGAUAAAUUGGAGAUGGAGGUUGCGCGCAAGAAGGACAUGGAGAAGAAGUUGGCCGAAUUGCGGAAGCAAAUCUGCCAGCACAACAAGUGCAUGCAGCAGCAACCGAGUCACGUGCGGGAGCACGCUCAUCAUCAUGCCCAUCAUCAUCAUCAUCACCAUCACCAACAACAGGGUGGCGGACAGGCAGGCGGAGGAGGAGGAGGAAUCACUUCGCUCCCGCCGAUCAAAAAUUGUGUGGCAGCGAAAUAGCAUCGAGCAGCCUCGGAAAGUGUGAAGGGACAUGGAACUGGAAGUCGACGACAUCCUCGUGGCAAGACCGGUGGCCAGUGUCCCCACGGGAAUUACGUCAAACUUCCGAGGCCCUGUCCUGCCGGUGGCUCACCAUAAAUCGCUUGUUCGCUUUGGUGGCCGAUUUUUGUUGCGAUUGCCGUUGAAAAAGUUUUCGGUUCUGCUGCUAUAGAUUCUAUUUCAACGUUGUGUUCUGCAUCAAAUGCAAAUAGUUUAAACGCUGGAAGUUUAUUUGAUUAUAUAUUCUAGUAUUCGGCUUGAAACCGUAGAACACCGGAGCUACUGUUAAUUAAUGCUGAGUAAUAGUUUAUGUCAUGUGUCGCAGUGAUUAUUGGGAGCAUGAACGUUUAAUCCGUAAAUAAGAUAACACUAUCGAGUAGUUCCGAGUAGUUCCGAGUAUGAUCGAGUACUCGGGAUAAACACCGAUAAAAUUGCAGUAACUGUAUAAAAAUAGUGCAAGUAACAAUUGAUUUAGUCAUAGCAUUUACUAUUGAUCAUCUCGCAAACGUUUUGUU